AUGCCUAUCUCCCAGACGCCUAAGAAGACAACAACCAAAAGCAGUGUCGCCAAUGAGACACCCCAGAAUGCAGUAAAUUCUGUCCCCCACGACGAUACUCAAAUUCAUCGCUUACCCGUUUUCAUCUCUAGCCUUGGCUGCAUGACACACGUGGAGGACACAAAGAUCUCCAUUUUUGAGAAGCUUCAUAAUAAGAUGUCCAAGAACGCAAAGUUCACCGAAACCCAAAUUAAGAGGGCAGAAGAGGCACUCAAGACAUCCAACGAAUGGAAGAAAUGGCGGUCGGAUAUGGUCUCAAAGAGCUCGGGAAUAAUUUCUCAGAAUAUAUUUUUCCGCAUGCUUCAGAAAGCUCAAGAGGUCCUUCAAGCACAAUCGACGGCAAAGACACGACAGGCUCAGAACGUCUUCAUUAAUAUCGGAACAAGGGUGCCCAAGUCCGGGAUUAGUAAUGAGGAGUACGCGGAAGGCCUGAAGCUUUUCAAACCCGACUUAGCUAGUAUUGCCAUCGAUGUCAACAAGGAAAAUGUGAGGUUUUGCGAUAUGAAGACAACCUGGGAACUCAAGAAAUCGGCCGAUCAGACAUAUGCACAAUCCGAAAUACAACUCUCUCUUUUGAGAUGCAACCAAGUGUUCCGAGACGACCCAUUUCGUCACUUCAUAUACUCCAUCUACGUCGCCGGCAGGACAUUGCGUCUCUAUCAACUGAACAGAGGGCAGGUGCUGUGUUAUGAAAGUGGGCUUAAUAUCGAGCAGAAUACAUUGGGUUUUCUGCGCUUCGUCAACUGGCUCAUGCUGGCCAGUGACGACGCCCAGGGCUUAGCAAAGGAACCUUCUGCAAUCGGUCGAAGAGCCAUCAGCUUCACUCCUGCCGGAUGUAAGAUACCAUCGCCACUCGUGCGUGUGGGUGUCGACAUGGUCACGACACGCGGCACUACGGUAUGGGCUGUUAAAAUGCAGAAACCGAAGCCCAAAAAGAAAAAAUCAAGACAGUCACAGGCUAAAAAGGAGACAGAGAACUCACCUCCAGAAGAUGACGGUCUUGCAGCGCUGAAAAUGGCCUGGGUCUACGAGGCGCGCACGAGUGAAGCUGAUAUCCUUAGUGAACUUAGCGAUAUCGAGGAACUACCAAAGCUUUUUGAGUGGAAAGACGGACCUUUAACCACCGCGUUUGACGUUCUACCGGAGGCAAGACAUUCCAGACAAUAUCUCAAAAUGGGACCAAACUAUCGGUAUAUGGAGGUGACACACAGUACAUCCUCCGUCAUGGCCAACCAGACCCGGAAUAAAGAGGCUGAGAAGGGCUUGUUCAUGCCGGAAGUGAACGAGACCGCUAUCGAGUCAGCCGAUGAGCCUUUAUACGCGAGAAGACAGCGAUGGUACCUGGAAGAGUACUGUGGCGUUUCUGUGGAUACCACACCGCGUGGCCUUUCACAACAUCAAUACCCCAAUCCUCGAGGUGUUACUGAACUUGAGCGUAUAAAGGCUCUACGUUCUGCUGUACGUGCCAUUCGGAAAAUGUUUUGCAGGGAUCGGCCCGUUAUACAUCGAGAUAUUUCUCCAGCGAAUAUUAUGGUGACGUCGCCAGAUAUGCUGAACGGGGAGGGCGCCCCUCCACCCGGACGGCUGAUUGACCUCGACAUGGCUUGCAAACCGAAGCCAAAAAAGAAAAAAUCAAGAAAGCCACAGGCUAAAAAGAAUACAGAGAGCUCACCUACAGAAGGUGACGAUCUUGCAGCACUGAAAAUGGCCUGGGUCUACGAGGCGCGCACGAGUGAGGCCGAUAUCCUUAGUGAACUUAGCGAUAUCGAGGAACUACCAAAGCUUUUUGAGUGGAAAGACGGACCUUUAACAGCCGAGUUUGACGUCCUACCGGAGGCAAAACAUUCCAGACAAUAUCUCAAAAUGGGACCGAACUAUCGGUAUAUGGAGGUGACACAUAGUACAUCCUCCGUCAUGGCAAACCAAACCCAGAAUAAAGAUGCUGAGAAGGGCUUGUUUAUGCCGGAAGUGAAGGGAACCGCUACUAAGUUAGCCGAUAAGUCUUCGUAUACGAGAAGGCAGCGAUGGUACCUAGAAGAGUACUGUGGCGUUUCUGUGGAUACCACACCGCAUGGACUUUCACAACAUCAAUAUCCCAGUCCUCGAGAUGUUACUGAACUUGAGCGUAUAAAGGCUCUACGUUCUGCUGUACGUGCCAUUCGGAAAAUGUUUUGCAGGGAUCGGCCCGUUAUACAUCGAGAUAUUUCUCCAGCGAAUAUUAUGGUGACGUCGCCAGAUAUGCUGAACGGGGAGGGCGCCACUCCACCCGGACGACUGAUUGACCUCGACAUGGCUUGCAUAUAUGGAGACCCCCGUUCCGGAGCUCCCUGGCGCACUGGCACUUACCUUUACAUGGCGAUCAACAUUCUGAUGGGGGAACACUCUCGGCACAACCCAUGGCAUGACAUUGAGAGUGUCUUUUGGGUUUUGCUCUUUGGAGAACUGAAUCGGACUCCUGAAGGUGCGAAGGAACUAAAACGCAUUGCUUCCGCUGGGGCAUCCCAGCCCACAGAAGCUGAAAAAGGUGCAGGAUUGGGGUCCAGAAAAUUCAUUAUUGUAAGCGUUACCUGGAAUAAAUGGAUGGGCGAUAAUCGAUUACGUCUCUUCGGAAAGACAUCAUUCCCAGUUGUUCGGCUCAUACAUCGACUAAGGGUCGAACUCUUUGGAUUCGACGAACGAAAAGAGCCAGAUCAUUUAGCAACCUCAGAAGACGUCGCUGCCGCGGCGGGUAAAACCAUGGGUCCCUCCAUUAACUACGGCGCACACAGGUUUGCUGUCCCUGACGAGAAAAUUUGGGAGGAAGUUGAGGACGAGAUUGGGAAAGUAGAAACAGGCAUCGAAGGGCUUAGUUCGGAGGAAAAGGCCGAUAAGACUAGUCAAGACAAAAGCAAUAAUCCUACUGACAAAGAAAGCGUCGGGAAGUCGGAGAAAGACUUAGCUAUCGAGAGGCUUAAGCAGGCAGUUGCCACGAUCACAGAGCGCAUUGAUGGGUGGUUUGCUGAGUGUAUUGAGGACCUGGAAAAAGUUGAGCAGCAAGAGUAG
This is a messenger RNA of Rhinocladiella mackenziei CBS 650.93, 3081 nucleotides long. RefSeq lists its product as uncharacterized. Gene Ontology annotation, biological process: protein phosphorylation. Lineage: Eukaryota; Fungi; Ascomycota; Eurotiomycetes; Chaetothyriales; Herpotrichiellaceae. The transcript has 2 exons. The record is from RefSeq and is a predicted model, not a curated record. The coding region runs from base 1 to 3081 and encodes 1026 amino acids. Gene Ontology annotation, molecular function: protein kinase activity.